AUGGAGACUGCAAAGCACUCCCACUCAGAAGCCAGAAUGAUCGAAAACAUCAAUGUCGAAGAGAAGGGUUAUGCUACUGUAGUUCCCAGCCCACAGCAGCCUCGCGAUGUUACCGACCGGGGCGCCGAAGCAGUCUUGCUUUCAAUCGAAGGAGCAGACGCGGACGUGGCGAGCACCUUGAAGCUUGCAAAGGACGGACAUACCGUCCUUGUGCCACAACCAAGCGAUGAUCCUGAGGACCCUCUGAACUGGUCGUGGUUUAGAAAGCACGCCUUUCUCAUCACUACAGCCAUUUGUACGUCGUCCUGCGACUUCGGUAUCACGCUCGGGGUCCCUGCCGUGAUCAAGCAGGCUGAGUUCUGGAACACAACUCCCGAUCUUAUGAAUCAUCCUACCAGUUUGUGUGUGGCAAUGAGCGGUAUUGGGGGGCUACUCGUGAUCCCGCCCUCUUAUUACUGGGGUCGUGCUCCGGUGCUGUUUUGGACAACCCUCAUUGCUACAGCACUGACUCUCGGUAUCGCCCUGACCGACGACUACGUGACAUUCUACGCGUUACGUGCUCUCCAAGGAGCCUUCAUCACGACUUGUAACAUUGCGGUCUUAUGUUACAUCAAGGAUAUCUUCUUCUACCACGAACAUGCGCGCAAGAUCGGCAUUUGGUUUCUCCUAUACUUCACGGCGCCAUCACUAGGCCCCAUGUGCGGCAGCUUUAUGCUUGCAUACACUCCAGGCUGGAAGAGCCCCUUUUGGCUGUCAUUUGCGUACAACUCUGUCGCCUUCAUUCUUAUCUGCCUCUUUGUCGACGAGACAUGGUACAGACGCGACAUUCCGGCGGUGAAUCAGCCAUCCAGAGGCAGUCGCGUCUUUAGGCUUCUUGGUUCGUGGCAGAUCAAGCAUCACCAUGGCUACUUCCUACCGGUUUUACAGGCAUACAGCCGGAUGAUCAUCGUUGUUUCCAAGCCGGUGAUUCUGCUUUCCAUUUUCUACUAUGGUAUCACAAUUAUGUGGGGAGUCGGCAUCAACAACGGAUCCGCCGUCCUUCUCUCUACACCACCGGAGCAAGGAGGAUAUGGCUUUGGUGUCAAGGGACUAGGUUUCAUCUACUUCGCCCCGACCGUUGGCGUCAUUCUAGGCGAAUUCGCAGGUCAUUUUCUCAACGAUUGGUUUGCAAACCGAUAUACACAUAAACACAAAGGCAUUUUCCGCCCCGAGGGCCGUCUGCCGGUCAAUUUCCUCGCCGUCCUCUUUCUGGUUCCGGGCCUCGUGCUUGUGGGCCAGACACUCCACCACCGCCUCCAUUGGGCUGGAAUUGUUUUUGGCUGGGGCACCUACAACUUUGGAAUCAUCCUUGCCAGCGUCUCGAUUUCGGCAUAUACUUUGGAUUGUUACCCUAGUGGCGCUGGGGAAGUGUCAGCGUGGCUCAAUCUCUUUCGUACAGGAUGUGGCAUGGCCGUACCCUAUUUCCAACUCACCUGGGGUAUGGAAAGGGGCUUCGGGGAGACGUUUGGCAUUCAGGCCGCCAUUGUUGUCUGUGCUUUGUUUCUACUUCUCCCCCUUGUUUUCUAUGGAGAGAGAUUGCGCGUUAAUUUUGGAGCGUUGAAGCUACCUGGGUCCCAACAACUGAGUAGGCCACCGGGAUGA
This is a messenger RNA of Exophiala aquamarina CBS 119918, 1641 nucleotides long. RefSeq lists its product as uncharacterized. Gene Ontology annotation, biological process: transmembrane transport. Gene Ontology annotation, molecular function: transmembrane transporter activity. Bases 1 to 1641 code for a protein of 546 amino acids. The record is from RefSeq and is a predicted model, not a curated record. The transcript has 5 exons. Lineage: Eukaryota; Fungi; Ascomycota; Eurotiomycetes; Chaetothyriales; Herpotrichiellaceae.